Messenger RNA from Eptesicus fuscus (big brown bat), 3119 nucleotides. RefSeq names its product solute carrier family 43 member 1 (gene SLC43A1). The record is from RefSeq and is a predicted model, not a curated record. Gene Ontology annotation, biological process: neutral amino acid transport; transmembrane transport. The coding region runs from base 181 to 1851 and encodes 556 amino acids. NCBI's taxonomy places the organism in Eukaryota, Metazoa, Chordata, Mammalia, Chiroptera, Vespertilionidae. Gene Ontology annotation, molecular function: neutral L-amino acid transmembrane transporter activity; L-amino acid transmembrane transporter activity. The transcript is spliced from 15 exons.
GGGAGGCGAGCCCAGGAGCAGUCGGGCCGCGGGGACCCAGCGCGCAGAGAAGUGCCGAGCGCCGGAGCCCGCGGGACACGGGCACCGCGGGUGUGCGCGCCGCUGAGGCACUGCGCUCCCAGACGCGUCCGCAGCUGCAGGAGGGGCAUUUGCCCCCCCCACCCGAGGCUCGCGGCCAGCAUGGCCCCCACGCUGCAGCAGGCGUACCGGAGGCGCUGGUGGAUGGCCUGCACUGCUGUGGUGGAGAAUCUCUUCUUCUCUGCCGUGCUCCUUGGCUGGGGCUCCUUGCUGAUCAUGCUCAAGAACGAGGGCUUCUAUUCCAGCUUGUGCCCAGCUGCGAACACCACUAACAUCACCCAGGAUGCACAGCUCCCGUGGCCCAGCUGUGAGGGUCAGGAAAAGAUGCUCAACCUGGGCUUCACCAUCGGCUCCUUCGUGCUCAGCGCCACCACCCUGCCACUGGGGAUCUUCAUGGACCGCUUUGGCCCCCGGCCCACGCGGCUGGUGGGCAGCACAUGCUUUGCUGCAUCCUGCACCCUCAUGGCCCUGGCCUCUCGGGACACCCAAGUUCUGUCUCCGUUGAUAUUCCUGGCGCUGUCCCUGAAUGGCUUUGGUGGAAUCUGCCUAACGUUCUCUUCACUCACGCUGCCCAACAUGUUUGGGAACCUGCGCUCCACUGUCAUGGCCCUCAUGAUCGGCUCCUACGCCUCUUCUGCCAUCACGUUUCCAGGAAUCAAGCUGAUCUACGAUGCCGGCGUGUCCUUCAUGGUCAUCAUGUUCACCUGGUCGGGCCUGGCCUGCCUCAUCUUUCUGAACUGUGCCCUCAACUGGCCCAGCGAAGCCUUUCCCUCUCCUGAGGAAGGCAGCUACACGAAGAAGAUCAAGCUUACUGGGCUGGCCCUGGAUCACAAGGUGACAGGUGACCGCUUCUACACCCAUGUGAUCAAUGUGGGCCAGCGGCUGAGCCAGAGGGCCCCCAGCAUGGAGGAGGAUGACAUCUCCUCCCAGGACACUCGUGGCACCUCAGGAAAACCUCGUGAGAAGUCUGUCCCCUUCCGCAAGAGCCUCUGCUCCCCCAUUUUCCUGUGGAGCCUCCUCACCAUGGGCAUCACCCAGCUGCGGGUCAUCUUCUACAUGGCCGCCAUGAACAAGAUGCUGGAGUUCAUCGUGACCGGCGGCCAGAAGCAUGAGACCGUCGCCCUGAAGCAAAGAGCGGAAGAGACAGUUGGGUUCUACUCCUCCGUCUUUGGGGCCAUGCAGCUGCUGUGUCUACUCACCUGCCCUCUCAUUGGCUACCUCAUGGACUGGCGGAUCAAGGACUGCGUGGACAACCCCACUGAGGGCAUGGCCCUCGACGAUGCCAGGGACGGGAUUGCCACCAAGUCCGUCAGACCGCGCUACCGCAAGAUCCAGAAGCUCACCAACGCCAUCAACGCCUUCACGCUGACCAACCUUCUGCUGGUGGCUUUUGGCAUCACCUGCCUCAUCAACAACUUACACCUCCAGUUCGUGACCUUUGUCCUGCACACCAUCGUCCGGGGUUUCUACCACUCGGCCUGCGGCGGCCUCUACGCGGCAGUGUUCCCGUCCAACCACUUCGGGACGCUGACAGGCCUGCAGUCCCUCAUCAGUGCUGUGUUUGCCCUGCUCCAGCAGCCGCUCUUCAUCGUCAUGGUGGGACGCUUGAAAGGAAACCCCUUCUGGGUGAACCUGGGCCUCCUGCUCUUCUCACUCCUGGGAUUCCUGCUACCUUCCUACCUCUUCUACUACCGAGCCCGGCUGCAGAGGGAGCACACCACCGACUGGGAGGGCCCACUGAAGGCGCUGAGCAACUCCGAGGUGACUGCGUAGACCUCCGCAGACAACGGAUCCGAUGACAGGCAGCCAAGGCCUGAGAACCAAAGGGAACGCCUCAUGUGGCUUUUCUACCUGUAACACACGCAGAGCCAGGGGCCGUGGAUUUAUAAAUACCAGGAGAAAUUCUAUUUUUGUAGGGACUUGCUAAAAGGAAAAAAAAAAAAGAAUCCCUAAAAAAAAAAAAAAUCCCCCAAAGCAAUGUGCCCUUGACUGAAGACAGCCCCUGUGCUAGAAGGAUGGGGCCUCUUCCUCCUGGACUGGGGGAGACCAGGGUGCGGGGCUGCCCUUUCUCUGGGCCUUCAUCCUCCUAGUGCCUCCUGGGGGCUGGGGAUCAGCAAACAGGCUGCCCCCAAGUCCCAGCUGUGUCAUGCCCAGAGUGUGCAUGUAAGUGUGAAGUGUGUACAUGUGCAUGUGUGCGUGUGCGUGCGUGCGUGUGUGUGUGUGUGUGUGUGUGUGUGUGUGAACCAACCUUCCCCUAGGGGAAAGGGGCCUGAGGUGCUGGCUGUGUCCUGGAUGGGGAGUGGGGGGGGGGGGCCCUUCCAGGGGCCGGAGGGCGGGUUCCCUCCCGGGUGCUGCUUUUUGCAGAUCUCAGAGGAAAUAAAAAGGGAAGUGAGAGACUGGCUGGUGUGUGCCUGUGUCUUCCCACACCCCUGCCCAUCACCUCACCCAGGUUUGGCUGGGCACGAAGUAGGACGCCUGAAGUGCCAGCCUGUUCACCUCUGGCUAGCUGGCUGGCUGACCUCCCCGCUCUCGGCCAGGCCCUGUCCUUAAGAGUCUGGAUUCAGACCCUACUCUCUCUACUCCUGCCCCCGCUUCCCGGGUUUGGGGUACAUCCAGGAGGCUGGCCUUUUUCCAUACAGGGGGUCAGGGCAGGAUGCUUUAGAACCGUGGUCGGCAGACUGCGGCUCGCGAGCCACCUGCGGAUCUUUGGCCCCUUGAGUGUGGCUCUUCCACAAAAUACCAUGGCCUGGGCGAGUCUAUUUUGACGAAGUGGCGUUAGAAGAAGCUUCAGUUUAAGAAAUUUGGCUCUCAAAAGAAAUUUCAGUCGUUGUACUGUUGAUAUUUGGCUCUGUUGACUAAUGAGUCUGCCGACCACUGCUUUAGACAGAAUGGAUGGCUCUCAAACUUUCCUACCAAACCAUCCCUGGGGGCCUGUUGAAAGUGACUUUUUAAUAGUCUCCUAAAACGUCAUGCAAAUUUUGAGCUUCACGUUAUACUAUAUUGAUAUUUGCUUUUAACAUUAAAGCGAGGCUUUAAAAUGA